Messenger RNA from Ogataea polymorpha, 5211 nucleotides. RefSeq lists its product as uncharacterized. Gene Ontology annotation, cellular component: extrinsic component of membrane; cytosol; phagophore assembly site. The transcript has a single exon. The record is from RefSeq and is a predicted model, not a curated record. The coding region runs from base 230 to 2335 and encodes 701 amino acids. Lineage: Eukaryota; Fungi; Ascomycota; Pichiomycetes; Pichiales; Pichiaceae. Gene Ontology annotation, biological process: protein localization to phagophore assembly site; piecemeal microautophagy of the nucleus; mitophagy.
CACAUUUUUUAGUCAUCAAGCCACACGGUUUGCAAUUACUCACUGCCAGGUCUAUUAUUGUGGGUUUUCUAUCCAAGUCUUGUGGGUUUGGUUUUCUUAUCGGAUUUGCCCUCAAAUCAAUUUUUUGAUCAAACACUCACAGCUUAAUUUCGCCUUCUCACCACUCCAUUACUGCCCACUGUUGCUACAAUUGAUCCUACUGUGGCUUGUUAUUGUAAAUUAAUCAGCAAUGAGCUCGGCGAGAAGACCUUCAAAACUUUUAUCUGAGAAGCAGUCAGACAAGCUAGCGCAAAUCAUCCAGAACUUCUUUCUCAAGGCGGCACAUGUGAUAUUCCAUUUUCGAGUUGCGUUCCCGUCGGUCGUGUUGCAGCCAGAUGAUAGUUACGGCGCGAUGGGCGAUACCUUUUCGCAGUCCAAAUAUAAUAAUAGAUGGUUCAAUCUGGACCUCGGCAACUAUGAGAUUCCGAGGACCGAGCUUUCUCUCUGGCGAAACAAAGACAUACUGUCGCUUCCCCCGCUGGUCCUGGAAACAUUUUUGGACUUAAGAGGGCUCAGCUCUAAUCAAACACUCAUGCUUGAUGACGUGAUCGUGAAAACAAGCAAAAAAAGUGAGAUCGUGUUGGAGAGAUGGCUCAUUGAGUUUGACCUCAGUACCUUCGACAAUGAGGUAAUGGAGUUUCCGUCCAUUUAUAAGAAAAUCAUCAUUUUGUUUCGGUCUUUGUACCUGCUGGCGGGUCUACUUCCAAGCUAUAGAUUGCGGGACAAACUGGUGAAAUCUAAAUCGAAAAACAGCGCCAUCCAUGUCUCAUGCCGCAUAUUAGAUGGCUCUAAGCCAAUCACUUCAAAGGGAAGAAUAGGACUGAGCAAAAAGCUUCUGAGCGAAGAGGAGCACACGAGCUCCAAAAAAUUGCAACCUGUCUUGACUCCAAUAGGAGCAUUGAGAGUGUCUGUUUCCUAUCGUACCAAUUGCAACUUCCAGGUCAGCGACACUGAGGAGGCUCUUUCAUCUCAGUUUAUGCUGGACCAUCUCCCAUCCGUUCGCACUAAUUACGACAGUGAUGGCAACAGUCUUACGUCUCCAAUGGACUAUUUACAAAACAGGGUCUCAUCUGCAUCGAUCCAUUGGUCUGACCAGUCACCAAGACGGAGGUCGUCGACCAGAUCGGUCCAGCUGUUCAAAGUGGGCUCGAUCAACUCAUCCUCUUCUCCUCCCCCUGGUGCCACACAGAGCAAUCAAAGUGUGUCUUCGUUCUCGACAUCGAAGCCUAUUCCUGUCACUUUGAAUAAAACAAACUCCAGCGCAUCUUUGGUGCCUAUACUACGGCAAAAUAAAGAUUCGCUUCCCAAGUCAAUCGGGUCUAUGGUGCAAAAUCAGAUGCAAGAAACAGGGCAUCAAGUGUCCUCCAACUCGAGAAGGUUUUCUUCGUCGUUUGGAUCCAGAUUUCGGACAGUUUCGAGUAGAAAUAAUAGUCUAGACGGCCAGUUGGUUGUCGCUAAUCAGCCCUUUUCAACGCCGAGCAACAAUCCUAUAUUGCAUAAUUUCCGCUCAAGAAACAAAUCUCCCUCGGUGUCGUCCACUGAACUGGGCCCCUCGAGCUCUAUUUACAUGGACGACGACCUUGAUAGUUUCAUGAAGAUGCUGGACUCGAAACCGGAUUUGAGAUUCCCGUCGAACUCUCCGUCGGUGUAUGAAGAUCCUCUCGCAAAUUUCAAGACUUUCCAAAAAUCCAAUGACUUCCUCGCGUUGGAACAGCAGCAGCACGGCUCACCAACGUCAAACCAGAUCAUGAUACACAGCCAAAGUCAAACCUCCCAGUCUCAGGUAUUCAAACGGACGGUCUUCUCCGACAGGUCUCGCAGAGGAUCUGUUUCUUCGAACUACUCGCCUUCCUCACAAGCGCUAAGGCCCGGAGCUUCUGCGCCAAUGGUAACGCCUUCGGUGACAUAUGGGAAAUUCCACGCGUCGUCUGGCUCGCCAUCGAACUCCUCGCUGGCACAAUAUCUUCGGCACAAUUCGUCGCCUCCUGCAUCGGCAACAGCGGUGGCUACAGUCCACAACAGUUUACGGAGGCUUACUAGCUCUUCACAGCGCACAAAUACAAAUUCCACAAACAGCAGCACCCGGCCAGUCAAUCCAGAGCUGCUCAAACUCAAGUCCUUCAACGAAGACGUGUUCGAGUCGGAUGACGACGAGCACGAUGAACACUCACCUCGCUCCACAGACACCAAGUCAAGAAACACAGGGCCUUCUAGUGGACAUGCUGAGGACGACGAGGAUGAUUUGUUAUUUGCUAUGAGUGACAUGACACUAGCCAAGAAUAAUCAGGAGUUUUAAUCUAUUAUAGUGUACUAAUGCAUGUCAUGAACAUCCCUUUAGUGCAAUGUAGCCGUCAACGUUGCUUGGAUUAAGAAGAAGAGAGCGCUGGAUCGCCCGUAGCUCGCCUGUCUCAAUGUAUGCGUUGCUCAACUCGCCAGCGUCCACACUCUUCGAGUUCAGGCAGACAUUUAGAUGCACGUGUCUAUCCAGUUUUUUCCAGGUAUAUGCGUCUGCCGGGAACAUAAAUGCGUUUCUCUGCCAGAUGGCAGCCGUUCCCGUGCCCAUUCUUAAUUGCAGCUGCUCAAGGAAAAAUGGCACGCUGCUUGCUGUGUCGUCUAUUCUCUCUUUCAAAGACAGCGACUCCAAUUCUUCCUUGAUUGCUGGAUAGAACUCUUCAAGGUUUUCGACUAGCGAGAUGGAGGCCAAAGUCAGUGCAACGAGCAGCGACGUUCCGUAGUUCUCAAUGUGGUUGAACAGCUCGUCAAUGGCAGCCUGUUUAGUAUCCUCUGUGUUGCAAUCAUAAAGCACUUGAGCAAUCAGAACAACUAUUCUUCUCGAGUCUGGGAAAGAGUCCAAUAUUUUCUUGAACUCGACCAGCGCCGCGUCGAAGUCAUCCUUGAAGAAACUAGACAGUCCCAGCACAGCCAGUGACGAGAGCAUGAUUUUCUGCACGUCUUCAGUCAGUUCGUUUAUCUCUUCCAGCAAGUCCAUGGACUGCUCGCUGACCUCGAUCGCCUUGUCGUACUCCUGCGAGCCCAGAUACAUUCUUGAAAGCUGGGCAAGGGCGGUGGAUAGCGCCACGGCUAUUUCUGGAGAGCUUUCCUGCUCAUAUUUUUCUUCCAGUAAGUCACAGAGCUGCUGGGAGUAGCGAAGCCCCGUUUCAAAGUCACGCACUCGCUCAAUGAUCAAAGUGGCCACUUGCAAUGCUAGCCUAUCCUUUGGAUAGUAUUUGAGGUAGGUCAGAAUGGAAAGAUUGGCCACAUUGAGCUCCUGGACAGAGUCCAAGUUCUGCUCGUCGAUCUCGCUGCCAAUAAGUGAUUUCACGACGGAAAAACUGUACAGAAGCAUCGACAAUGGGCUCUUUCCGUUGGACAUGACGUGUGCGUGCGUUAGCAGCUGCGAGGCCGACUUGUUGUCUCCCUUGGCCUGUUCAACAAGCGCUCUUCCAGUCCAACAGGCUGCCUGCCCCGGAGCAAGCGACUGCACCCGCAAAAAACACUGGUUUGCAAGGUCAAGGUCGCCGUGAUGCAUGUACAACACCGCCAGAUGAGUCCAUGGGGCCGGGUCACGUGGCGACAGAGACGAGGCCUUGAUGAAGCAGUGUUGAGCCACUUUUGGGCUCUGCACCAGAGAUACAAUUCCUAGCGAGUUCCAGUACUCCGGGUUGUCGUUUUCGAGGAUGAUUGCCUUUUUGAACGCCUUGAUGGAGCACUCUUGGAGACUAGAUCUCUCGAGCCGCAGAAAUGCCACCAGAUAGGCCACGCCGAGGUUGUACGUCACCGAGGAACGCAGAAGCCGAGCUGCGCCGUCACCAGUCACGGAAAGUGCUACGCGCGCGCUCUCGAUCAUGUAGUAGCACGUUUUGUCCACUUUGCUGUUGCUUGUUUUUAGUUUUUUGUAAUGGUCGUCCUCGCCCAUCUCCUUGAGCAACCGUACGCUGCUCGUAUCCGGGGCUCGGCUCAUGAUGAAUUCCAGACUGUCAAACGGAAUGUGCUCGAUGUGCGACUCGACGGUCAGCAGAAGUUUCAAAAGCUCCGACAGCAGACGCCAGAGACUAGGAGCAUGUGGACUCAGAUCUGCUGCUUUUCUGAGAGCCUCGAACGCCUUGAGUGCCGUGUCCAUCGACCGUGCUAUGUGGCUGUUGCUGAUUUCGUAAUUGGUCUUCAUAAUUAGCGUCUCAGCGAGACGAUUGACAAUGCACAGCUCGUCUGGCCUUGUGUCGGCAAUUUUCUCCAAGUGGAAUAUGCUGUCCUGGAAUUCUCCCAUCUCGCCUAAAACAACCGCAAGCAAGUAUAUGCCGUGCCAGUUAUCCGGCUCCAGCUCCAGCGCCUUGUUGAAAACUUUCAGCGCGGCGUCCAGCCGUCCACGAGCAAGAUACCCUUCGCCCAGCCCGAUCCACGAGUCCACGUCCAAGGAGUUCAGCCGAAGACCGUUUUGGAACAGCUCGAUCGCCUUGCUGUCGUCCUGGCGCUCGAGAGCUGCACAUCCGAGCAUCCUGUACGGCCAGGACCCGUCUUCGUCCAAGGACAGCAUGGCCAAGCGUCCCUGUUCGCUGUCGAUCACUCUUUGACAAACAACCUCCACCAUCUCCCAGUCUUUGUUGUCACUGAAAUAAUUGGCCAGCUCCCGCGCAGCAAGCAUGUCGCCGGCGUUCAGCUCGAAAGCUUUGGUCAAGCACUUCAAGGCCCGUGUCUGGUUGUCGUAAUACGUGAGAUAAAUGUAACCCAGAGAGCUGUAAGGCGCAGAGAGCGAUUCCGACUGUUUAAGGGCCUCGAUUAGCAAGUCGAACGCCGACUUUACCAGCCCAGCAGCAGUUUCCUCGUCUGGGCUUUCCAGACUCUUCAAUUCCAUCAAAUAAGACUCAGCCAUGCGCCAGAGCGUGGUGCCACGCAUUUCCAGGGAAUUGGGGUCGGUACCGUCAAUAAGCUUAUACGCCUUUUGCAGUCCCUCGCGUCCUUCGGAAUAGCGACCAAUUUGGAUAAUACUCCAGCUGUACUCAAGAUUGGCUUGUAAGUGGUCUGGUGCAUCCUCCAGCACUUUUUCCAAUAGCUCUGAAGCGGCCGCGUAAUUUUUCUGCUCCACUAAUAUGAGGCCCUUGCCGAUUCUGGCCUGGAUGUCGGUUGGUGAGCUGGCUAGGACAGAGUCGUAGAGUCUCAGCGCCUGUGAAAAGUGCC